CAGCUGUCAUCCAUACCUCCAAUCCCACGGCGAUGAAGAAGACACCUACAAACUCCUCUUCCUCCUCUGCCGCCAUUGCCCUUGCUCCUCCUCCUUGAGAAUCAACUAAUUCCACGCACAUUCGCAUUAGCUGGAUCCAUGGAUCCCUGCCCUUUCGUCAGACUGACGGUGGGGCAUUUGGCGCUCAAGUUCCCCGUCGCUGCCAAGCCUGCUCGCGCCGCCGUCCACCCUUCCUCCUCGCCGUGUUUCUGCAAAAUCAAGCUCAAAAACCUCCCCGUCCAGACCGCAGUCGUCUCCUACAUUCCGCCGGAGAACGGCACCUUCCCCGACGCCGCCUCUCAGGCUCCGGCGGCCACAUUCCACCUCACGAAAACAGAUCUCGACAGGCUUACCGGCAAAUCCUCUCUCUUCUCCACCUCGAAGAAUCCGCAGCUCAAAAUCUCGGUCUACUCUGGCCGCGGCGGCGCCACGUGCGGACUCAGCUCCGGGAGGUUGCUGGGGACAAUCUCCGUGCCGCUGGAUUUGGUAGCGGCGGAAUCCAGGGCGGCGGUUUUCCACAACGGAUGGAUUAGUAUGGGGAAGGAGACGAAGAAGGCUGCGCAGUUUCACCUCGACGUCCGGGCCGAGCCCGAUCCGAGAUUCGUGUUCCAGUUCGACGGAUCUCCCGAAUGCAGCCCGCAGGUUUUCCAAAUUCGCGGCAGUACUCGGCAGCCGGUUUUCACCUGCAAGUUCAGUUUACGCGCAGCUGACCGGAAUCAACGCUGCAGGUCAUUGCCAUUGGAGGCUAGUUGUAGUGGUGCAAGAGGUUGGUUGAGCUCGUUCGGAAGUGAAAGAGAAAGGCCUGGUAAAGAAAGAAAAGGAUGGUCCAUCACCGUCCACGAUCUCUCCGGCUCACCGGUUGCAGUCGCCUCGAUGGUGACCCCUUUCGUCGCAUCCCCCGGCUCAGACCGCGUGAGCCGCUCCAACCCCGGCUGCUGGCUCAUCCUACGCCCCGGGGACGGGACGCUAAAGCCGUGGGGCCGCCUCGAGGCGUGGCGCGAGCGCGGCUCCGCCGACGGGCUCGGCUACCGGUUCGAGCUGAUUCCCGACUCGGCCUCCUCCGGCAUCGUCCUAGCCGAGUCCAACCUCAGCUGCAGCAAGGGCGGGAAAUUCGUGAUAGAUUUGAACGGAAAUGGAAACAGUUCCAGCGCCUCGACGCCGAAAAGCACCGCGACGUCGCCCGGCUGCAGCCCUCGGAGCAGCGGCGACUUCGGCUACGGGCUGUGGCCGUACUGUAUGUACCGAGGGUUUGUGAUGUCGGCCACCGUGGAAGGGGAGGGGGGAAGCGGAAAGAAGGCGGGGGCGCCUCCGCUGGUGGAGGUGGGGGUGCAGCAAGUGAGCUGCACGGAGGAUGCGGCGGCGUUUGUGGCGCUGUCGGCGGCGUUGGACUUGAGCAUGGAGGCUUGCAGGCUUUUCUCUCAGAAGCUGGGGAAGGAGCUGUGCCCUCCGCCGCCGCAAGAUAUGUUGUUUUGACUGGUAAUGGUGGAAUUUGUUUAGGACUAACCAAGAAGAUUAGGAGAAAUGUAUAGAAAGGGGAGGUAAGGAAAGGAAGGCCCGCUGUGUUUUUUGUUUAGUGUGAGGCUUUUUUUAACCAUUCUUGUUGGUGUUGUUUCUUCAAAUUUGUAUGAUAACUCAUCAUACAGUGUUUUGUUAGUUUUAGUUAAGUUAGGUUUAUGGUAUUCAUCUUUGAUGAAUCUUGAUUGUAGAUUUUCAGUUGGUGUGGGUAUAUUUGGCUAUGAGUUUUUGGUAGAUGAGUUUAUGGGUCUGUAUUGUGAAAAACAGUUGAGUUGGUUUUACACUUUUACUCAACUUGGGAUUUGCAAGAUUUCAAUUCCAUGGAAAUCAGGCAACUUUGUAUUUUUGCAAGUUUUUAUAAAGUUGGUGUAUUCUUGUUA
Molecule: messenger RNA, 1934 nt
Organism: Salvia hispanica
Lineage: Eukaryota; Viridiplantae; Streptophyta; Magnoliopsida; Lamiales; Lamiaceae
Source: RefSeq, a predicted model, not a curated record